Molecule: messenger RNA, 255 nt
Organism: Macroventuria anomochaeta
Lineage: Eukaryota; Fungi; Ascomycota; Dothideomycetes; Pleosporales; Didymellaceae
Exons: 2
Source: RefSeq, a predicted model, not a curated record
ACCGGCCAGAGCGAAAUCCGUGUCCUCAAGGACGAUGCACCCAUUGAGAGGACUGAGUACAACGACCGUGAGGCCGCCGAUUCUGACAGGCAACUCGAGCGCGACGAGAAGGAUGCCAUCGACCAGGACAACAUCCUUGACGAACGCACACGCGGCGCCGCUAAGCAGCCUGGCACCUACACAGAGCCUGGAGACGAUGAGGGUCUCGAGCGUGCCGUUGACGGCAACGAUGGUACCUCCUCCGGCCGUCAGUAA